AUGUCUUCGGCAAAACGUGUCAAGUUGUCUCACUCCAAGGCUCCGGGGCCUUUCCGGAAGCCAAGUUCUGGAGAUCGUACCGCUGCGAAAAGUCUCACAAAAAAGAUCAUCCAAGCUCCCAAAUCUUCUGCGCCAAUCAAGCAAAAAGCCCAUGAUGCAGAAGAAGAUGAGGAGGAGGACGACGACGAGGAUCAGGAGGAUGACGACAGCAGCGAUGACGCUAGCGAAAACGACGACUCCACGCCCACGGUAGAGGAUGCAACCAAAGAUGGCCAAACUGAGCUGCCCAGUAAGGAAGAGACGCCCACCAAGUCUUUUCGGGAUCUUGGCAUCGUUGAACCACUUUGCGAAGCAUGCGAGGCUCUUAAGUUCAAGAAGCCCACACCGAUUCAAGAGCAGGCGAUACCCCUGGCACUACAAGGCCGUGACGUGAUUGGUAUUGCUGAGACUGGUUCAGGAAAAACCGCAGCCUUUGCGCUGCCUAUUCUUCAAGCUCUACUCGAAAAGCCACAGCCGCUAUUCGGUCUCGUGCUUGCUCCCACUCGAGAGCUUGCCGCGCAAAUCGGUCAAACAUUCGAAGCUCUGGGUGCCUCGAUCUCGUUACGAUGCGCCGUCGUGGUCGGUGGACUAGAUAUGGUUUCCCAAUCCAUUGCACUGGGAAAAAAGCCUCACAUCGUUGUCGCGACACCUGGACGUCUGCUGGACCAUUUGGAAAAGACCAAAGGCUUCAGCUUGCGGUCCUUGAAGUUUCUGGUCAUGGAUGAGGCUGAUAGGCUGCUUGACCUGGACUUUGGGCCGAUCCUCGAUAAAAUCCUCAAGUUCCUCCCGCGGGAGCGCCGCACCUUCCUCUUUUCCGCCACCAUGAGUUCCAAGGUUGAAAGCUUGCAGCGAGCCAGUCUGCGCGAUCCGCUCAAGGUCAGCGUUAGCUCCAAUCAGGAGAAGACGGUGUCUACCUUGAUCCAGAACCCUCUCUUCAUUCCUCAUAAGCACAAGGAUGUCUACCUCAUCUAUCUAGCCAACGAGUUUGCUGGCAAAACCACCAUCGUUUUUACACGAACCGUCAAUGAGGCUCAGCGGGUCUCCAUCCUACUGCGCACGCUCUCCUUUGGCGCAAUUCCUCUACACGGCCAGCUCUCACAAUCUAUGCGUCUGGGUGCUUUGAACAAGUUCAAGGCGAGGUCACGCGAUAUUUUGGUGGCAACCGAUGUCGCUGCUCGUGGUCUGGAUAUUCCAGAGGUUGACCUUGUCAUCAAUUUCGAUAUGCCCCAAGACAGUAUGACAUACAUUCACCGUGUGGGUCGUACCGCUCGUGCCGGGCGGUCUGGUCGAGCCAUUUCGAUUAUUACUCAGUAUGACCUUGAAUUGUGGCUAAGGAUAGAAAAAGCGGCGCUGAACGGACGAAAGUUGCCGCUUUAUCAGCCUGACAAGGAAGAGGUGAUGGUAUUCAAGGAGCGCGUGGAGGAGGCGCAGCGGCAUGCACGGGAAGAGAUGAAGACGCUGCACGAGGACAGAGGCAAGAAAGGAGCAGUCCUUAAAGGCCUACAGCAGGAUUAUUCAACAACAGCAACAACAACAAGUAGCUACUAUGGCUCAGCGAGUCCGGACCGGGCGGCCAACGCGCCAGAGGUAGUGCCGAGUGACGUGCCGCCACAUUCGCGCGGGGACAACCAGCCGCAGAUGAUGGGGAUGGACUGGCAGGAAAAGGGGAAGCCGGCGAUGCAGACAUACUACGACCCAAAGAUCGGCACCUACCCGGAAAGCGUGCCGGUGACGCCGCCCUACCAUGCAAAAGUCGCGAGUCCUCCGCAGGGCGCCCCGACGCCGUCCUACCGCAACGACAUGGACGACACUCCGCUGGAAGCCGUGCCGGGGCAGUUCAACGCCCAGCCGACGAUGGGGAUCUACACGGACAAGGUCGGCGGUCAUCCCGUAGAGACGGUGCAGGAGCUGGGGGGCUUUGUGCGUCAGGGAUCCGGGGACGAUGGCAAUCGGGCGCUGGAGAAGCCGGCACAAAGAAGAAGCAAAGUGCUGGGGGUGCCGGUCGCAGUCUUCUGGGCGCUUCUGGUGCUGAUAGUGCUCGGCACGGUGGGUCUGGGAGCUGGGCUCGGGGUCGGGCUCUCGCAGCGCAACGACGGGGCCGCACAGGGCAAAGCAGCAGGCGCUCCGGCCACAGACCCCGAAAGCCAGGAGACGGGCACGGGGCCGACGAGGACGACGACCCCGACACCGCAGGGACCGGCAGGGUCGACGUCGACCACGACCUCGUCGACGACGCAGGCGGCCGUGACGGCGGGCACGCGCGGGCUGGCGGCCAACAGCUGCGACUUUGACGGGUCGCGGGUGUACGCGAGCGGGGCGGACAAGUUCGAGGCGUUCUGCUCGGUGGACUGGCCGCAGGGCGUCGGGGCGGCGGGUGGCGGCGGCAGCGUCGUCAAGGACGUGGGCAGGGCGCUCGUCUACUCGUUCGAGGCCUGCAUGGGCGAGUGCGUCAAGUACAACGAGAAGCUGCCCGACGUCAGGUGCGUGGCCGUGACUUACAACUCGAACCUGACGGACUUCUUCCCCAUCUUUGCUGCCAACUGCUUCCUCAAGGACAAGAAGGGGCAGAACUUUCCGGCCAAGGAUACCUCGGCUUGUGCGGCCAUGCUGUAG
This is a messenger RNA of Pyricularia pennisetigena, 2652 nucleotides long. RefSeq lists its product as uncharacterized. NCBI's taxonomy places the organism in Eukaryota, Fungi, Ascomycota, Sordariomycetes, Magnaporthales, Pyriculariaceae. The coding region runs from base 1 to 2652 and encodes 883 amino acids. Gene Ontology annotation, molecular function: ATP binding; RNA helicase activity; nucleic acid binding. The record is from RefSeq and is a predicted model, not a curated record. The transcript has 4 exons.